GUAGGAGGUGGCUCGAUGUUAUUCCUUCGGAGGAGGUGGUAGCUGCGGAAGCCGUCAAGCUGGAGGCGGCCGGUGGAGAUGCCAUGGAGCGAGGGAAGCCAGGCCCAGUUCAGAUCGUGCUGGUGCACAAGGAAGAGCACUCGUUUGAACUGGAUGAAAAGGCGCUGAGUCGAGUCCUGCUGCAGGAUGCCAUCCGUGACCUGGACGUGGUGGUGGUGUCGGUGGCUGGGGCCUUCCGCAAGGGCAAGUCCUUCCUCUUAGACUUCCUGCUGCGUUACAUGUACACACAGAAAGAAGGGGGCAGCUCCAAUUGGCUGGGAGAAAACGAUGAGCCCCUGACGGGCUUCUCCUGGCGUGGCGGCUCCGACCCUGAAACCACCGGCAUCCAGAUCUGGAGCGAGGUGUUCAUUGUGGAGAAACCAAGUGGGAAGAAGGUGGCGGUUGUGCUGAUGGACACCCAAGGAGCCUUUGACAGCCAGUCGACCGUCAAGGACUGCGCCACCAUCUUUGCCCUCAGCACCAUGACGAGUUCUGUUCAGAUCUAUAACUUGUCCCAGAACAUCCAGGAAGACGAUCUCCAGCAGCUGCAGCUGUUUACGGAGUAUGGCCGCCUGGCUAUGGAUGAGAUCUUCCUCAAACCCUUCCAGACCCUGAUGUUCCUGGUCCGAGACUGGAGUUUCCCAUAUGAGUAUUUUUAUGGCCUGGACGGUGGCAAGCAGUUUUUGGAAAAGCGGCUGGAGGUGAAAUCUCACCAGCACGAGGAGAUCCAGAAUGUUCGGAAGCACAUCCAUUCUUGUUUCACCAACGUCAACUGCUUCCUCUUGCCCCACCCCGGCCUCAAGGUGGCCACCAGCCCAAACUUUGAUGGCCGUCUGAAAGACAUCGCAGACGAAUUCAAAGAUCAGCUGCAGCACCUGAUCCCAUUUGUGCUGGAUCCUAGCCAGCUUUUGGAAAAGGAGAUCAACGGUUCCAAGGUUACCUGCAGGGGCUUACUGGAGUACUUCAAGGCUUAUAUUAAGAUCUACCAGGGAGAAGACCUGCCUCACCCCAAGUCCAUGUUGCAGGCCACAGCUGAAGCCAAUAACUUGGCUGCCGUUGCUUCAGCCAAGGACAUGUAUUACACCAACAUGGAGAAGCUCUGCGGCGGGGAUAAGCCGUACGUCUCUCCAGACCUGCUGGAGGAGAAGCAUCGUGUGCAGAGUGCGCUGGCCCUGCAGCACUUCCAGCGCAUCAAGAAGAUGGGAGGCAAGGAGUUCAGCCAGCGCUACGAGGACGAGCUAGUUCGGGAGAUGUCCGCACUCUUCGAGGACUUUGCCAAGCACAACCAGAGCAAGAAUAUCUUCAACACCUUCCGGACGCCCGCCAUCAUUUUCGGUGGCAUCAUCUCCCUCUACCUGAGCUCUGGCUUCACGGGCUACGUUGGGCUGGACAUCGUUUCGCAGCUCUGCAACUUCAUCGUGGGGCUGCUGCUCAUUUCCCUGCUGGCCUGGGGCUACAUCCGCUACUCGGGCCAGUACCGCGAACUGGGUGUCAUCAUCGACACCACGGCUGAGUUUCUGCUGGAAAAGGCAACAUCCCGUGCAAGUAGUUCCACUCAGUUAGCAGAAGCCAGCACGUCCGGGACAAGUGCCAAUGACAAGAAAAUCCAGUAAGGUCUUAAUGCAAGAGGUCCAAACUCCGGGCUGAGGGCAACGGUCUUGUUACUGCCUGCGGAUCCAGGCAUGGCUUUGUAGGCUUCCUUGAGAGUACCUCCGAGCCAUCCCUUGGCUCUGGAUAUUUUCUCUUUUUUCAUUUUUUUAAAAAGAGCCCUUUCCUGUUUAUUUUGCUUUCUGCACUUUAACAAAGGAAAAAAAUUGCAGCUUUAAAGUUCGUUCUGUACCAAUUAGUGCCUUCCUCGGGAUGGGUUGGGGGAGGAAAAAAACCGGCAUGCUGAUCUCUUAUUCCUUCAACCGCCUGCUUUUUAAAAACCCUUUCUGGACGCUCGUCGAUGAGAGAUGGUUGCCGUGUAGCCUCCACCUCGCCGGACGGCAAGCUCCCCCUUUGGUAUGUUCCGCCCGAUGAAGAAGACAGCUCAGGAAUCCGAAGAGUGCUCUGGGCCAAAAGAAAACAAAAAAAAGAACCAUGCAUUCCUUGGAACCCCUCCCCCUUUGUGCCUUUUUUUUGUGGACAGCACCUUGCACCUCUGGUCAUGGAGUGAAACUCAUGACUGGCCACUGCCUUAGAAGUCCACCUCCAGAAGCUUGUGUUUGUGGGAGAGAAGACCAAAUAUGUCGAAACCCUCCUUGCCCUCUUAGCUGAUUUCCUCAGAUUGCUCCGGACUGCAGUUCCUCCCCCCUGCCUCCAGUUUGGUUUUUGUUCAGUUUCAUUCCCUUUAAGGGCCUAUGGCUCGCUUUGGGCAGUGACCCCCGGGCUGUCCUUCCUCAGAUCCUAUUCCUGCUUGUACUAUAGACACAGGGGCUCUUCGGGCUUCUCUGGGUGGGAGCCAGCUAGAUGGACGGUAAACACCAGUGUGGUGGUGUAACUGCUCAGUCUUCUGUCCUCCUGUGCAUGUUGUGAUUCAGGAACGUGGGGCUGUCUACAGAGUUUGUGACCCACUGGCCACUUACAGUGGCUCACUGGGAGUUUGUUACACCUCUUCUUUUGGCCUCCUGGGACUGGGUGGUGUUGGAGGAUUGUCCAGUGACUGGGAGACCGUGGAUCCAGACAAUAUUUUCCCGCUUAGGGAAGGGCAGGUGUUAAUUUCUUCCGGUUCCUCCUUCCAGCUGCAGGCCUCUGAUUUGCCCCUCAUGCUAUUCCUGAGGAUUCCCUGUCCCCCGGGAUCCACACGGGAUCAGUAGGGAAGUUCUCUUCUGCCGAUGGAAGCCUUUGCCUUCGGUCUGCAGAAGAUUUAAUCUUAAUCUAACCUGUUGGGUGUGGUUGGCCAGAAUUUAUGAGGCCUGCACUAGAUUCAUUAGCUAAGUAAAACCAACUUUUCCAAGAGGGUCUUGGCAGCUGAGGAGAGACCGUGGAGAUUAUCCACCUAGGUAAACAGCCAAGGAGGCUGACCUUGGGGCAUAUUUUCCCUAGAGCCUCUUCGGUUGCCUACAGUACUUGAAACAUUCCACUUUCAGCCUGUUUCAGCCCCUUCUGCAGUCAGCCCUGAAACUCCCAUGACUGUUAGAUUCUCUAAUCUGUAAACGAAUAAGGAGGCUUGAUUUUUGAGGAAUGCCAAGACGGCCAUUGUUUCUCAUGUUGGGUCCAGCAUUCUCCCAUCCGAGUAUUUUUGUUCUUUUUCUACCAAAGUCUUUUUUCUACCCGAGUCUUUCUUCUCCAGGUUUAGUGCCACGGCUUCUCCUGAUAGCUUUAUAAAGUCCAGGGGGAGGGGCUCCUUUUUUGGCCUUGCUCCUUAGCAACCUCCCUCUCCCUCUGCAGCCAAACAGCAGCCCUUUUCUCCAGAUGUAAGCACAAGCCUUAACCUUCACUCUGCUUCUAUACCAGUCGGUUUAAGAGGUAUCUGUGUGUUCACAUGGGGCGACUGGACGGUCCUUUCGCUCUGCUUUGGCAGCAUCUCUCUCUUGGACCCUGCUUCUGUUCCCCAGUACAUGUAAUUUUGUGGUAGAGUUCUAGAUAGCACCUUUCCAGUGGGUUUUUUUGUGUUAAUGGCUAUUGGGGUGUUUUCCAGAAGCCGCCAGUUCCUCUGGCUGUGGAGGGGAGAGGUGGUGGAUCUCGCCUGUUCAAAGGGUUUUUUUUGAGAUAACAUUCCACUUAAUUUUACUGCAUGCUAAAGGCUGAGAACCGCCUGCCUCUGCCACACCUGCCUCUUUUGAAAGCCGUGCAAACUGUAGGAUGUGGGGCUUGUCCCUCCCCGCCUCCUUUACAUCCAUGUUUUGUGCAAAGCAAGCCUGCAUAGGCCAUUAGGUGCUAAAGUCCAUAUUCUUUCUCUCCCCCUGUCUUUUCCCCCCUGUAUAUACUGUGUUCUGUAGCUGCAUUGCCCAUCUGUUUUGAAAGUGGUUGGAAGCACAAGUUGGUUUGGAAAAGGAAGAGUCAAGGGGUGCCUUUUGUAUAAAUAGGCUCUUCGAAGAACCGGAGGGGCCUUCAGCUCAAAUCAGGGACUGGCCAUUUUUUCAAGGUGUUUUAAAAAUAAUUGUUGGGCUGGGAAAACUGUGUCCCUGUAACGUUUUUCUAUAGCCAAGGGUUGCAUUCUAGCUCUAGCUCUCCUUACAUUGCCAAGAGCUCUUCUUUCUGUGUGUAAGAAGCUUCCUGUCCGGCUCCAUUCACUAUGCGUUAAACUUUGGCUGGGGACCAGUGCUGCAGGGUGUAGUUGCCAAACUGUAUUUAUAAAGCGCAGACAAAAAAAAAAUUGCAUUCCACUUUGCAACAGCAAGAAAUAAAGACCAAGAUACCGAAA
Messenger RNA from Eublepharis macularius, 4387 nucleotides. RefSeq names its product atlastin GTPase 3 (gene ATL3). Gene Ontology annotation, biological process: protein homooligomerization; endoplasmic reticulum organization. Gene Ontology annotation, molecular function: GTPase activity; GTP binding. The transcript has 13 exons. The coding region runs from base 84 to 1652 and encodes 522 amino acids. Lineage: Eukaryota; Metazoa; Chordata; Lepidosauria; Squamata; Eublepharidae. The record is from RefSeq and is a predicted model, not a curated record.